Molecule: messenger RNA, 1683 nt
Organism: Bufo bufo (common toad)
Lineage: Eukaryota; Metazoa; Chordata; Amphibia; Anura; Bufonidae
Product: beta-4C adrenergic receptor-like
Exons: 1
Coding region: 151-1416 (421 amino acids)
Biological process (GO): positive regulation of heart contraction; norepinephrine-epinephrine-mediated vasodilation involved in regulation of systemic arterial blood pressure; adenylate cyclase-activating adrenergic receptor signaling pathway
Cellular component (GO): membrane
Molecular function (GO): beta1-adrenergic receptor activity; epinephrine binding; beta3-adrenergic receptor activity
Source: RefSeq, a predicted model, not a curated record
UCCUGAGCUUGAAGUUGCUCAUUGCUCUCAGGCAGCCUGACAUGGCACAACGUCAUACCUGCUCCAUGGGGCUGCUCUGCCCUCUCUACCCUCAACAUCACCAGGACUGAGCUGCUGGAAGUAGCACACCACCAUCAUCUUCUCUUCACCAUGGCUCCUUGCCAGGAGGUCAACUUCUCGGAUCUUGUGUUGAACCUGAGCUCCAGCCCUGGCAGCAGCAGUAGCAGCAGUGCAGGUGGGCAUACCCUCAACCUCUCAGAGAAGUGGAUGGUAGGAGCAGCUUUGGCUUUCAUGAUCUUGAUGAUCGUCUUUGGAAAUCUUCUGGUCAUCAUCGCCAUAACCAAAACUCCAAGGUUGCAAACCAUGACCAACGUGUUUAUCACCUCUUUGGCUUGCGCCGACUUGAUCAUGGGAGUUCUGGUGGUGCCACCUGGUGCCACCAUCCUCAUCACUGGGGACUGGCUAUAUGACACCAUUGUUUGUGAGCUGUGGACCUCUGUGGAUGUCCUGUGUGUCACUGCCAGCAUCGAGACUUUGUGUGUCAUUGCUGUGGACAGAUACAUUGCCAUCACUUCACCUUUGAAGUAUGAGAUGUUGGUGACCAAAACCAGGGCAAGGUUGGUAGUUUGCUUUGUAUGGGCAGUAUCUGCCUUGAUCUCCUUCUUGCCCAUCAUGAACCACUGGUGGAGAGAUACCAACAACCAAAUAGCCCAGGACUGUUACAAUGACCCCAAAUGCUGCGAUUUUGUCACCAAUAUGCCCUACGCCAUCAUAUCUUCCACCAUCUCCUUCUAUGUUCCCCUCGUCAUCAUGAUCUUCGUCUAUGUCAGGGUAUUUAUAGUGGCCACCAAACAAGUCAACUUGAUAGAGAAGGACAAGGUGAGAUUUAAUAAUGGAACACCGGUGCCUUCCACCAAAAACAGAAGGACUUCCAAAAGAAGACCCUCAGGGUUAUUGGCCAUCAAAGAACACAAGGCCCUUAAGACUUUGGGCAUCAUCAUGGGCACCUUCACUCUCUGUUGGCUUCCCUUCUUUGUGGCCAACAUCAUCAAAGUCUUCUGCACUGCCUCAAUAGAUGACCAGAUCUUCUUGUUCUUGAACUGGUUGGGCUAUGUGAACUCAGGGCUGAACCCUAUCAUUUAUUGUAGGAGUCCAGAUUUUAGGAAAGCCUUUAAGAAACUUUGCUGUUGCCCCAGGACUGCAGACAGAAAGCUCCACGCUCUGUCUAAGGACCCUAGAAGGUGCCAGUACUCCUCUAGCAACCAGCUAAGCUGUGAUGGGACCAAGCACUUGGCAGAUGCUGAGCUGGGCAAUGGAAGUCUCAGCAGUAGUAGUCGUUGUAGCAGCAGGACUGAGGAGACCAGCCUGAAGAACAGUCCAGGCAACUUCCACCAUCCUGACCGGCCUGACAUGUAAGCCACUGAAUGGAGCCUUCAUUCCAUUGAGUCAAUGGGGGUUGACCCCUGUGUUUUACAGAAGAUGAUGCUUUGCACAAUCUUUACCAGACGGAAAUGACCACGAUCUUCAUGCGUGUUGUCCGUGUGUUUAGCAUGUUCUACGUAAGGAGGCACCAAGAGCAAAUCCCAGACGUGUUUACUUGAUGCUGAGGGUAGAGGUGGCUCCUGACAUGUUAUGUAUGUGUUUUAGAUUCCCCUUUUGUAUCUGAAUUGAGACUACUGUUUC